Molecule: messenger RNA, 1394 nt
Organism: Pimephales promelas (fathead minnow)
Lineage: Eukaryota; Metazoa; Chordata; Actinopteri; Cypriniformes; Leuciscidae
Source: RefSeq, a predicted model, not a curated record
CAUAUUUCAUACAGUAAGUAUCCCAAGAUUUUUAUUUUCUACACAGCACAAGUUUAGGUUAUUUAAAGAUAGUCUUGUAUUUUGUUUCAUUAUAAUGAUGUAUGAUUUGUAUUUUUGCUGUAGGAACAGCAGGUCACAUAGUGUUAUGCUAGAUACCCUGGAUUGGUUACACAUAUCAGUCGCGACAUAGCUGAAAUUUUGUCUAUUACAUGAUAAUUGUAAGAUAAUUGUAUUGGAAAGACAAAGUGUUUUAUGGAAACCUUCACAACUCUUGCAGUUAAGGAAUUUAUAUUUUUAUACAAUGGUUAUUCCAAUCAUCCUUUUCUUUUGUAUGGUUUACAGAAUAACAAUGCCUGGUGGAGGGCUGAAGAAGUCGUGCCCUGCAUGCCUACAAAAAAUUUUUAAUGGAUGCAAGGUCUGCCCCUUGUGCAAGGCAGCACAGCCGCAACAUAUAAGGCUGAAAAAAAAAUGGACAAAUUCAAGAUGGAGAAGGAGUCUUGGGUGUGUAAGACAAAGAAAAAUCAAUUAACGUCUCAUUUAUUGGAUGAUGCCGUUAUUUUGAUUGAGAAGCUGAAUGCAGUGGGCUGGAGGCCCAUGCUUUUUCUUGAGUACCCGAACCAAAUAGUCAAGACGCUGCUGCCGGAGGGGCUCAAAUUGAGUGCAGGGGAGAAAAUAUGCGUUGACAACAUGAAUACUAUCUACAGCAUGAUAGUUAAAGGAAAUACAGUGCCGGCAGACCCUUCAACUGAAAGUCUGCAACUUGAUCCAGAACAGGAGACUGUUGUUGUCUUAAAUUUGGAGACUAUUCCAGACCCUCCACCUCAACAAGUUGAAGCUCUUCUGCCAACCAGCCCUGCCACCGACACCAAUGAGGGGGGACAGAUUGAGACAGUUGAAGCUCUUCUGCCAACCAGCCCUGCCACCGACACCAAUGAGGGGGGACAGAUUGAGACAGUUGAAGCUCUUCUGCCAACCAGCCCUGCCACCGACACCAAUGAGGGGGGACAGAUUGAGACAGUUGAAGCUCUUCUGCCAACCAGCCCUGCCACCGACACCAAUGAGGGGGGACAGAUUGAGACAGUUGAAGCUCUGCCAACCAGCCCUGCCACCGACACCAACAGGGGGGGGGGGAUGACAAACCAACGAAAAGACGUCAAAGGACAAAAGUUUCUAAAAAAGAAAUGGAUUGUCCCCACAACAUCCAAGAGGUGCACGCAUAUAAAUGCGUAAUUAAAACAAGAAAGAGAAAGGGGAAGACGGAGAAACUGAUUGAUUGGCUCCCCUGCAAACUGUGUGGGAAAACCUGGCCUCCAACCUGGGAGGCUGCCUGACACACUCACACACACACACUCACUCACUCACUCACUCACUCACUCACUCACUCACUGACUCAC